Molecule: messenger RNA, 1416 nt
Organism: Prunus avium (sweet cherry)
Lineage: Eukaryota; Viridiplantae; Streptophyta; Magnoliopsida; Rosales; Rosaceae
Source: RefSeq, a predicted model, not a curated record
AUGGACCCAGCAACGGAAGAAACACCGGACCUUGCUAAAUCCGAGAAUCUCGGACUGUUUCUGAGGAUUCGGCCACUUCUGCAGAGUGGCGUCAGGGGAGAUCGGAACCCGAGAUUCAGAAGGAAGUCGGCGUUUGAACCUUGGUUUCAGAAGAUGUGCCUAAGGGUUAAAACUUCCCGGUCGGUGACGCUAUCACCACCGCUGGCCUUGGAACGGGGCCGCACCAAGACAGAGGUAUAUAACGGCUUUUCACAAGUCUUCUCCCCUGAUUCCUCUCAGGAGGAGGUGUAUGAGAAGAUGAUGAGCCCACUGGUGGAGGAUUUUUUGAAGGGCAAUAGUGGGAUGCUUGCUGCAUUCGGGCCUAGUGGCUCUGGAAAGACUCAUACAAUUUUUGGGUGCAACAGCCAGCCCGGUAUGGUGACGCUUGCACUUCAACAGAUUUUCAAGGAGACUUCUGAUUCUGCGAGAUUAGACCUAAUACCAGCCAAACCUUUUGGACUUGAAUCUGACAACCCCUUUAUUUUAUAUGAUAUCUUCUUUCUUCUCAGGUCAUUGUUCAUAUCAAUCUUUGAAAUAAGAUGUGAGGGAGGCAAGGAGGAGAGGGCAUUUGAUUUAUCCCCAAAUGGAGUUGAUUUAACCAUGCAUCGAUCAACACUUAAAGGCCUACAUGAGGUCGUAAUUUCUGAUUGGAGACAUGGAGAGUUUGUAAUUUCUCAGGCACUACUCAGGCGUGCUACUAGUCCAACAAAUACUAAUAGCCAAUCAAGCCGGUCGCAAUGUGUUAUUAACCUCCGUAUUGUUGAUGACAAGUCUAAUGGAGAGGUUAAGGAUCAAGCAAAUGAUGGUGUUCUUAGUAUUGUCGAUCUUGCUGGAGCUGAAAGAGAAAAAAGAACUGGGAAUCAGGGAGUAAGAUUGCUUGAAAGUAACUUCAUAAACAAAACAUCAAUGGUCUUUUGCUUGUGCUUGAGAUCUUUAUUGGAGCAUCAGAAGAAUCCAAUGAAGCCAUUGGAGAAGCACUUCCAGGACUCUUUGUUGACCAAGUACCUGAGAGCUUACAUGGAAGGCAAGAAAAGGAUGGCGUUGAUCUUAACAGUGAAAGCAGGCGGAGAAGAUUAUCACAAUACGUCUUGCCUGCUAAAACAAGCCUCACCGUAUAUGGAGAUCAAGUAAAAUCCUCCAUCCCCAACCCAAAAGAAACUCAUUAUAUGUAAUUUUUGUUUUUUUUGUACAAGCUGUUACAGUUUCUGUAUUAUGCAUUUAGGUUUAAUAAUGAACCAUCAAAGAGAAGGCUUUCUCCAAGCUUUGUUUUGAAGGGGUAUAAAGAAAAACUCGAGGUAAUCCAAUGAUGCAUGAGCAUCUAUUAGACUUUCCUAAUCUAAGUAGGCUCAUCAGCCAAUAAUUUUAGUUAUAUUAAAU